UACAACGUGGAGAACCCCUUAUGGGACCCUGCACGUUACCAUUCAUGGCUCACCGAAAGGCAACCGCCCGGCCAUCCUGACCUACCAUGAUGUUGGGCUCAACCAUAAGACCUGCUUCAAGACCCUCUUCGAGUUCGAGGACAUGCUGGAGAUCACCAAGAAUUUUGUGCUGUGCCACAUCGAUGCCCCUGGGCAGCAGGAAGGGGCUGCCCCUUUCAUGGCUGGGUACCAGUACCCCUCGAUGGAACAACUCUGCGAGAUGUUGCCCUGUGUCCUGCAGUAUUUUAACUUCCGGAGCAUCAUUGGAGUCGGAGCUGGGGCCGGGGCGUACAUCCUCGCCAGAUUUGCGAAAUAUUCCCCUGACCUGGUUGAAGGUCUGGUCCUCCUCAACAUUGAUCCCAACGCCAAAGGCUGGAUGGAUUGGGCCGCUUCCAAGAUCACCGGUUUGACCAGCUCGCUGAGCGAUGUGAUCCUUGCUCACCUGUUCAGCCACGCGGAACUGUCCAGCAACUCGGAGCUGGUCCAGGCCUACCAGCGACACAUCACCGAAGGCAAUGCGCUCGGCAACAUCGAGCUUUACUGGAACAGCUACAACAGUCGCCGCGACCUGGAGAUAGAACGUGCCGGAGCGGGGACUCUCAAGUGCCCAGUGAUGCUGGUGGUAGGGGAUCAUGCCCCUCAUGAAGACGCAGUGGUGGAGUGCAAUGCCAAACUCGACCCGACCCAGACCUCCUUCCUCAAGAUGGCCGAUGCGGGAGGGCAGCCUCAGAUCUCUCAGCCGGGAAAGCUGACCGAAGCCUUCAAAUACUUCCUGCAGGGAAUGGGAUACAUACCCCACAUCGUGGACAGACGCCUGAGCAUGGGCGCAGUGCCGUCCGCUGGGAUGACCCGCCUGUCCCGCUCGCGGACCACCUCGCUGUCGGGAGCCUCGGUGGACGACUCCAGGUCCCGCUCGCGCACCCUGUCGCAGGGCAGCGACGGCGGGGCCCUCACCUCCAGCCCCUCGCAGACCAUGGAGGUUUCGUGCUGAGGGCCCCGGGCCAAGUCCAGCGAUAGGCCCCCUCUGCCCGCCAUCUUUCCUUCUCGCCCGAGGGAGAAGGGCAGCCAUCGUCGCUCAGGACCUUGGCGGUGGGGGGGUGGGCCGAAAAGAGCCUGACGCCCGCAAUGUCGUAGUGUCGCGGGUGGGUGGGUUUUAAAAAAGAGAAACAAUAACAUUAAAUCAUACUUUUUUUUCCUAAAAACGCCGAAAAGACUAACUUUCCUGCCGUCUCGGGGACGGCUAACGCACGUCUCCAUUUCCCCACCCUCCCCAAGGCCUCUGACCAGUUUCCGAUCGUCGGUGCGUUUGCCGCGUAAACACUUCGCGGUCGCAGCUCUCCGGGACAGGCCCGGUGUCCUCCCCCCUCCCCGCAACUCCUUUCCCCCUCCCUCAGAAUGGUGCCCCCUCCGCCAGGCCUGGCUCUGUCUGUCUCUCCCCCUCCCCAACACCACAUUUCACUGUCAAUGCGGUCGGCAACCCUGUCGCCCCGCACGCGGACGCCCAUUUUGCUCACACGUGGAGCGGGCGGCCAUCUUGUGACCAUUUCGCAGCCGACGGCGGGGAGAUUGGUCACUCUGCCCACCAUUCGACCCCCACCGCUUCCCUGAUACGUGAUCCCAACUCCUGACUGUAAGCACAUGGGCGAGUCACGUUGGCGAUGGAGGGGGCGGGGAGGGCAUCAGACCCCCUGCCCCACAAAAGCACAAGCCCGUGAAGCCUCCAUGCACUAGGGAAGAGGGCGGGGAAGAUCGAAGGGGGCCGUAUUCCUGAGGUGUUGGGAGUCCUUUUGAAUCGAAGAGGACAGUCCUUCCUGCCUGUUGAUUCCUACAACCAAAUGUCCUGCAGGGGUGAGUGUUAAAGGGGGUACAGGAGAGAGGGAGAGGGGGAACAAGUCUAGGAAACAACCAGCUCCACCACAGAGGCCUAUCCCUUUCCAGCUUCUGUAUUAAUACAAAAAACUAUUAAUGUUGCGUGAUCUCCAUAUAUAGAGAGAGUAAGCUGUAUACAGACUGUACAAAUACAUCGAAUUAGAAACA
Stegostoma tigrinum is the source of this 2076-nucleotide messenger RNA. RefSeq names its product protein NDRG2-like. Bases 143 to 1030 code for a protein of 295 amino acids. Gene Ontology annotation, biological process: signal transduction. The record is from RefSeq and is a predicted model, not a curated record. Lineage: Eukaryota; Metazoa; Chordata; Chondrichthyes; Orectolobiformes; Stegostomatidae. The transcript is spliced from 14 exons. Gene Ontology annotation, cellular component: cytoplasm.